Messenger RNA from Schizosaccharomyces osmophilus, 2049 nucleotides. It is a transcript of the gene prz1, whose product is annotated as DNA-binding transcription factor, calcineurin responsive Prz1. Gene Ontology annotation, molecular function: DNA-binding transcription factor activity, RNA polymerase II-specific; RNA polymerase II cis-regulatory region sequence-specific DNA binding. The transcript has a single exon. Gene Ontology annotation, biological process: regulation of transcription by RNA polymerase II. The record is from RefSeq and is a predicted model, not a curated record. Lineage: Eukaryota; Fungi; Ascomycota; Schizosaccharomycetes; Schizosaccharomycetales; Schizosaccharomycetaceae. Bases 1 to 2049 code for a protein of 682 amino acids.
AUGAACAGUUAUCCAAUGAACCAUUCUUUCAAAAGCCCAGACUCACCGGAAGAGUACUAUGAAAGCCAGGAGGUUUCCAAUCCUAAUGGGCUUUUUCAACCAGAGCUAUUACCUUUAUUUCAAGACACCUUUGAAUCCGAAUUAACUCCCUCUACUUUUUCUUCGCAUCGCGAUUCGGUUCAUCAUCUAGCCCCCGAAGUACCUGUUUCGCCCAAAGCACAUUCAAGCAACUAUUCUACUACUCAGGGAAUGCCUCCAACAGAUUUAAGUGUUCCAUUUUUUAGCUUUACACAAUCAAAUGCUGAUGCUUUUUUGGAAGGUUCUAGCUCUGAUCCAUAUAUGUCUAACUCUGAAGUACAUUCUUCUCCAUUUUCUCAAUUUCGGAUGGCUCAUAAUAUAGAGCCUUCUGGUAAUGUAGACUCGUCACGAUCUCCAGAGCUUUUAGCUCCUCUCCCUUCAAAAUCCUCGCAUGGUAACGUGUAUGAAUUCAAUACUAGCUUGCCAAUUGGGGAGAUCGACUCGUCUCAGUUUCUUUCUGUCCAAAGCAAUCGGAGUGAUUACUCUGCUUCUCCAAUAUCUUCACCUCGCUCACCAUCACCCUUUUACACACCUGCAUCUUCGUUUUCAGUCCCUAGUUCACCUUAUUUACGUUCUCCAAAUACCCUGUUUGAUGAUGAGAAUAAUCUCAAUUAUGUUGACGUUAUUUCUCAGACCUCUGCCAUUGAGGAUGAUCUUGAAUUACCAGAGCAGCAAGACUUUUCCAAUUUUGAUAUUUAUGAAAAUGAGUACGUUACAGAAAAUUUGAAUAUCGAUCCUGCGGAAGAUAUGCAACCCGAUACAUCAUCCACAUUUUUGAGCAACACAGCGGGUGUAGGAUUUGCUCCAGCAGAACCGCACGCCGAAGCUGUUAGUCAAACCAUAUCUCAGCCUUCUGAUGUAUUAUCAAAUCUUUCAACACCAUCAUUUGUUCAUGAAACAUCUGCAGAACCUUCUAAUCAAUCUCCUGCCGAAGAAGAAGGGAUUAGACAAAAUCAAGCAGCGCUUAAUCGAAAUUCGAUAACCAACAGUUUAACCCCGUUUCCCGUCGUUCCUGCUAUCGUUCAGUCUGCUGAUUACGAACACUCUGAAAACAAUGGUAGCCCUCAGAAUAUUUCCAUUCCCAAUUUAGGUUUUCCUCAGGAAAGCCAUUCUGUCACCGAAGGAAAAACUUCAACAAUAAAAAAGGAGGUUGAAGAAGAGCCUUCUUUUCUAGCUCCAAAAAUAAAUGUCGUGCCCUCGUCUCCGGCAAAAUCUGUUGAGGAUUUCGACCUAGACCACAAUUCUUUUUUGGCACAUCGUGAAAGGUUGAGUGGUGCACCAAACUAUCCUUCAAUGCUUAAUGCCAGUGAAAGUCCCACUUCAUCAGCUGAUGUAGUUUCAGGAGACGUGCGACGAAGUCGUUCUAAUAGCGCAGGCCCACGGUUGGAUGUUUACAAUGUUGGUCCGCAAUUGCUGAAAAAACAUCAAAGGGACUUUAGUGAUUACGAAGGUUAUCAUGUGAAUAAUUAUGAGAAUAAUGACGGUAACCCUACUAAUUCAAUGGAGCAUUUGUCAAUAAAUACAACUCGUCCUCGGAGUCGAUCAUUAAAUAUAACUGGCUCUGAAAUCUCAGUAGCUAACGAUUCGGUAGGGAAAAAGAAUAUGACAAAGUCUGAAAGUAAUUUUGUUUGUUCUUUUCCUAAUUGCGGAAAAAGGUUUACUCGUGCUUACAACCUGAAAAGUCAUAUGAACACUCAUACGAAUUAUCGUCCUUUCCAAUGUUCGAUUUGCGGAAAAUCAUUUGCAAGACAACAUGAUAAGCGGCGGCAUGAGCAACUGCACAGCGGUAUAAAAGCUUUUGCAUGUCCUACUUGUCACCAGCGGUUUGCGAGAAUGGAUGCCUUAAAUCGACACUAUAAAAGUGAAAUUGGUCAAAAGUGUUUAAGGAUUGCUGCGGAUAGAGGUAUAAACGUUCCGCCUGCUCGAAGGAGUAGUACGCAAACAAAUGAUCAAGCUUUAGACGAAGAGUAA